AUGAGUUGCUUGUAAAGUGAAAAUAUUAACUCUAAAAAGGUUGAUAACUUAUUCAAGUGGUUAAAUGAAAAUGGAGCCACUGGGUUAGAUUAGGUAGAAAUAAAACCUUCUCCAGAAUGCAAUGGAUCAAUAGGUUGCUUUGCAAAAAUAGAAUUUAAGAAAGGUGAUAUAUUAGCUAAAAUUCCUAAAAAAUGCAUUUUAGGUUUGGGUUAGGCAGUUAAGAGUCCUUUGAUAAGUAAAUUAAAUGAAUAUGCUUAAUAGGAAUAUGGAAAAAAAUUAGAUAAAUAAGUUUUUUCUAAUGAGUUUAUGCUUUGGAUUUAUGAGGGUUAGUGCUUGAUUGAAGAAAAAGACAAUCACUGGAAAGCAUACUUGGAAAGUCUACCUUCUGAAUCACCUAUUGUAUGCAGCUGGGAUAACAAUAUCUUAUAGAAAAUAUCUAAAACUAAUUUAGGAAGUGCAGUAGAAAAGGAAUUAGCUAUAUUUCAAAAAUAAAUUGAAUUUUUAUAGAGUAUUUAAUCCAAGUUUCCUGAUUUACUUCAUCCAGAAAUAACAAAAUAUAUUGAAUGGAGUAAAGGCAAUUAUUUAUCUAGAAGAUUUGUUGGUAAAUUAGCUAUUGAUGGAGAAGGUAGUGGUUUAGAGUAAUAUGGAGGAAAGAUGGGUUGCAUGGUCCCAUUCUUUGAUCUUUUAAAUCAUAAAAAUGACCAUAAAGUAAAUUUUUAGCAUGAUGAAGAAUAUGUUUGGUAUGUUUGUGAAUAUGAUAUCAAAGCAGGAGAAGAAGUCUUUAAUAAUUAUUGUAAAGCUAGUAAUGAAGAAUUACUAUUUACCUAUGGAUUUGCAGUAGAAAAUAAUUAAUUAGAUGUGUUGCCAUUAAAGUUGAUGGCUUGCGACAAGAAAGGAAAACCAAAAGAAAUCGGUGUAUUCAAAGUACAAAGAUAAAGCAAAGGAGGAAUCCCUAAGGAGUUAUUUUAGGCUAUGACUGGUGAAGAAGAUAUUUCUUAGUUGUAUCCUGAAGAAGUCGAUAUGCUUCUUAAAAUGGUUAAAUAAAAGCAAAUAGCUAUAGAAGACGCUAUUCUGUAAGUCUAAUCUCUAUUAGUCGAUGGAAAACCCACUGAUGUUAAGAUAGAAUACUUAAUACAUUACUUAAAUGGCUAAUAAGAAAUAAUAACUGAAUCAAUCACUUAAUUAAAAAGCAUUUAAUUUGAAGAAGAUGAAUAGUAUGAGUAUCAUUGA
This is a messenger RNA of Tetrahymena thermophila SB210, 1230 nucleotides long. Its product is annotated as SET domain protein. The transcript has a single exon. Gene Ontology annotation, cellular component: nucleus. NCBI's taxonomy places the organism in Eukaryota, Ciliophora, Oligohymenophorea, Hymenostomatida, Tetrahymenidae. Gene Ontology annotation, biological process: peptidyl-lysine monomethylation. The record is from RefSeq and is a predicted model, not a curated record. Gene Ontology annotation, molecular function: protein binding; protein-lysine N-methyltransferase activity.